Molecule: messenger RNA, 2775 nt
Organism: Aedes albopictus (Asian tiger mosquito)
Lineage: Eukaryota; Metazoa; Arthropoda; Insecta; Diptera; Culicidae
Product: nuclear receptor binding SET domain protein
Exons: 3
Coding region: 205-1980 (591 amino acids)
Cellular component (GO): nucleus
Molecular function (GO): protein binding; histone methyltransferase activity
Source: RefSeq, a predicted model, not a curated record
GAAGUUUCUUUAAGGACACUUGUAUAAUGUAAUUCUUCAUCUUUCGUUUCAGCCUGUCUCACCGACACUCCCAUCAAGUCGGAUCCCGCCGGGGAGAGCAAAACGUUCACCUGCGCGGAUUGCAUCCUUCAGAAGGUACCCGCUUGUUUUGUCUGCACCGACAAAGACGAUACGGUCAAGGAGGACGAGAAAUACCGCUGCGCCAUGUCUGGCUGCGGCAAGCAGUACCAUCUGGCCUGUCUGCGGCUAUUCCCGCAGCACAAGUUCACCGGAACUUCCCGCAAGUCGAGCACGCUGUUCUGUCCGGCUCAUACCUGUCAUACGUGCGUCUCGGACGAUCCCCGCUCGAAUGCGACCACCACCAAGGGCCAGCUGGUCCGAUGCAUCAAAUGUCCCUCGUCGUACCACGCGGAUGCCAAAUGCAUUCCGGCUGGGUCGGAAAUUCUGACCAACGCGGCGAUGAUCUGCCCAAAGCACACUCUGGAACAAUGUUCGAUUAACGUCAACUGGUGCUUCCUGUGCUGUCAAGGCGGGAGUCUCAUUUGCUGCGAAACCUGCCCAACAGCUUUCCACCUGGAGUGCCUCAAGUUUACCCCUCCGGAAGGGCGUUAUAUUUGCGAGGAGUGCGAGUCCGGUCGGAUGCCAUUGUACAACGAAGUCGUCUGGGCCAAGUACGGUGCAUAUCGCUUUUGGCCCGCCAUCACCGUGCCGCCUCCGAUGGUUCCGGAAAACGUCGAACAGAUAUCACACAAACAGUGGGACAUAUGCAUCCGAUUCUUCGGAUCGAGCGAAUACGUUUGGAUAAACCGGCGUCGGAUUUAUCUGUAUCAGGAAGGUGAUUCUGACGCGAUCGGACAGAAGCGCAGCGGCUUAGCCAGACGCUACGGGGAAGCACUACAAGAAGCUAAAAAGGUGCAUGGAAUGCUUUUGGAGAAAAAAACUGCCGACCAGCUGACCAAUGGGAGCGAAGACGCCUUCAAGCCUCCGAUGUAUAAAAAUAUCAAAAGCAACCGCUACGUGGCCCCGCUGAAGGCACCCUAUCAGGCAAAGGAUGAAAUGGAAGAUAACGUGUGCGAGUGCAAAGCAUCCGAUAAUGAGCCGUGUGGGCCGGAUUCGAACUGCUUGAACCGUGCUCUGCUGGUAGAGUGCAAUCCAAAGUUGUGUCCAGCUGGCGAAAGCUGUCAGAAUCAGUGUUUCGAGAAGCGACAGUAUCCAGCGUUGGCUGCCCGGCGGAUAUCGCAGAAGGGCUGGGGACUGGUGGCACAGGAGGACAUCCGGCAGGGACAGUUCGUGAUCGAGUACGUUGGCGAGGUAAUCAAUAAUGAGGAACUGGCGCGGAGGCUACAACACAAGGUGACGCAGAAGGAUGAAAAUUACUAUUUCCUAACGGUGGAUUCGGAACUGACAAUCGAUGCCGGUCCCAAGGGAAACCUCGCGCGUUUCAUCAACCACUCGUGCGAGCCAAACUGCGAAACGAUGCUAUGGAAGGUUGGCGGUGCACAGUCGGUCGGGUUGUUUGCAAUCAAGGACAUCAAGGCGGGCGAGGAGUUAACCUUCAACUACAACUUCGAAAGCAAAGGCCCCGAAAAGAAGAUUUGCCACUGCAACGCAAGCAAAUGCUCCGGCUUCAUCGGGCAAAAAUACCGUCCUCCGGUGGAGGAACCUUCGGGCGACGGUCGACGCAAGUCGGGCAAAAAGACGAAAGGCUCGAAGCGUCGAAAAUCCUCCAUGGCAGCAGCGGACAAGAGGCGAAAAAGUACCGUUGAAAAGGACGACGGAACGCCGGGAGGUAGCAAAAGCAAGAAACGGAAAUCGGUGGCGGUGGAACCGGUGGAGAGCGAGGGUGUCACGGUCAAGGUCGAACCAUCGGAAGCAACGGAUGCGGUUGACGAGAGCGUGACUACCGCGGCGAGCAUGGCUGUUACUGAGGAGAAUCCGAAGGUGGACGAGACGGCGAUUAAAGAUGAGGUAAAAGAAUAAGCAAACAUUAGAAUGGGGCCUUGUGCUGGCGGGACCAAACUCCAAUUUAUACCUUACAUAAAAAUCCGUACGUACGAGUAUUAGUACUAGAAAGAGCACAACCCAGUGCCUUUAUUUUGUAACGAGAUAUUUAUUACAUCACGGUAGAAGGAAGUUUUUUAAAAGGAUAUUUCCAAUCGGAAAGAUAUGUAUAUUUUCUUAUACUAUUGUAACAUAGGUACUGUUGAACGCUUUAAAACAAAUGGUGUUAACGAAUAGUUGAUUGAAUAAGUCUGUUGAUUGUUCGUUGAAGAGGAAAAUCUGAUGUAGUGUACACAAAUUUAUAAAUAAAAUAUCGUAUUAGCAUUUGAACGCAUUUAGCUAGGGUAGGUUCCUACGGCAAUUUCCGUUUUUAGAGACAAAUGUUAAAUUAACAAGCAUAUUAAAUUACGGUUUAGAGUUUCUAAUUCGUCAAUUGUUCCGAUUCAUUUUCCUUCGAAGAGUUUAUCCCCUCGAAUGAAGACUGUUGUUUUCGUGUUUUCAUUGAAAUGUCCUAGCAAAAGAUGCUUUCGAUUAUCUCGUUUUGAUAGUGAAUAAUAUACGAACUCAGGAAGUUGACAGUUCGUAAGAACUUUUCAGAAAAUCUGUCACCAAGUGUGAGCGCAAACUAGUUGUGUUUAAUCGUCUAUUCUUUUUUAAAUUCGAUAACAGUGUAGUUGUAGGAGUGUGUCAAAUGGAUGGACUGAAGAGAAAAAGUUCUUCGAAACUAUUUUAAGCGUUGCGAAUAAAGCGAAUGUUGCGAAAUAUAUAAACCUA